ACCACAGCCAAGAGAUCUGAAUCAGACCCGCAGCAGGAGACACGGGUCUGAGGGAGCGCGCGCGCGCAAGAUCGUAUCGCGCGCGCUCUCCAGUCAGUCGUAUGGAACCCGGAGGAACGACUCCAGGACUCGUUAACGACAAAAAAACCACACACACACACACACACACACCUUUUACACUGUGCGAUUUUUGGCCCGAUUUUCACUCGUGCGACUAUUUUGGAGAUCGGGCCGAGUUUUGGCUCAGUCGUGCGUCUCGGACAACGACAAGCGAUUAACACCUCACGACCUCCUUCCUCCCGAUCGAUCGGAUGAAAAUCAAACCUGUUUGAAAUCCUGAGCAUCGGAUCGUAUAGCGUGAGAAGAGGAAUCGUAGGCAAUGCACUAGGCUGUAGUAUAGAAUCCAUGGAGAAAAGUUUAGGCAUGAUGCCGGAAGCAGAACAGACUGAUGCGAAGGUGUUGGGAAGCUUGGCGAUGGGUGACCGGGACUUCUCGGACCGUCGGCUCGGACUCGUGGACAAGAUCCCGUUAGUGAAGCCGUAUUUCAAGAAGAAGCACGCGCAGAGGAAACUGGACACCAAGUGCCUGCGCGCGCUCGAGGACCCGAUUCUGAGCUCCAUCCUCGGUCCGGACGGUGAUGGCGUGUUCGUGCCGGGGGCGGCCGCGCAGCCCAGUCUGAUGAUGUGCGCGGCGGCGGCGGCGGUGGCGGAGGAGGCGCGCGCAGACGCGACGGCGGAGGACGAGCGGAAAGCGACGGGCGCGAGCUCAGACUCUGUCGGCAGCGCCGCCGUGAUGGUCUCAACCCGGUCUUCAUCCUCCCCGUCUUCUGCGCUCGACGCGGCGGAUAAGACGGCGAACGGGGCGCCGUCGGGCGUCGGCCAUGGAGAGCUUUUCCGCGACAAGACCGACGAGGCGUCUUUGGAUCUAGUGUUCGAGCUGCUCAUGCAGCUGCAGUAUCACACGCGCCAGGACGACGCCGUGCACAUCUGCGUGGAUUUCUUGCGCGGCGCGUGCCUGUGCGGCAGCGAGUGCGCGCGACACCACACCGCACUGCCCUACCACUGGCAGAUCCGGCGCGCGGACACGCGCAUAUGGCAGAGCGUCGCCGAGGACGCGCAGGAACAGCUGGAAAGACUCUACUGCAACCCGGACAAUGAACAGGUCCGGCUCAAGUUCCUGGGUCGAGUGUUUAUGCUGGACUUCAGUGCCAUGAGGGUGUGCGAUAUAGAGUUCGACCUCGUCAGGCGGCUGUCCACGCCCUCCAGCUUCGGAGCCGUGCCCCCUAGCACAAGCCCCGCCUCCAACACAAACCCCGCUCCCAGCUAUCUCACAGUGUGGAAAUAUUACUGCAGAGAUAACUUCGGCUGGAGGGAGUACUCAGAGCCUGUGGUGCGUUUGAUAGAGGAAGCGACGGAGCGAGGGCUCAAGGAGGUGCGUUUCAUCACGCUUCAGAACCAGUACAUCCUGAACAUCCGCGAGGGCUUCCAGCAGAACGCCGUCUUCGGUUUCCGCCGCCAGAUCAAAAAGCGACCACACUUCAUGUCCUCCAUCCGACUCUCGCCCUACCUGCAGACUCUUGGAGGUCUCUGUGCUCUAGAAGUCGUCACGCCGCAGCCCCUCUCACCCACGUCCUUGUCGGGACCUCGGAUUUUCCCCGAGACAUGGGUUUCUAUGAACCCUGAACAGGACUUUAUCCAGGUGCCAGUGUCGCGCGAGGACCGCAGCUACCGCACCGUCUACAACCUCUUCCACAAAACAGUCUCCGAGACCAAAUUCCGCAUCCUGAAGAUCCUCCGCGUCCAGAAUCCGUUUCUUUGGGAGAAAUAUAAAAGGAAGAAGGAGUACAUGUCGCGGCGCAUGUCGGAGACGGAGCGCCUGCUGAACGAGCGCCACCUGUUCCACGGCACCUCGCAGGACGUAGUCGAGGGCAUCUGCAAGCACAACUUCGACCCGCGCGUGUGCGGAAAGCACGCCACCAUGUUCGGCCAGGGGAGCUACUUCGCACGUCGGGCGGCGUAUUCGCACAGCUUUGCGCGCCGCUCGCCGCGCGGCCUCCACUACAUGUUCCUCGCCAAAGUGCUGACAGGAAAGUUCACGGUGGGAAACCCGGGCAUGCGGCGGCCGCCCCCACUGUGUUCUCACCAGCCCACCGGAGACCUCUUCGACUCGUGCGUGGACAACUGCGUCGACCCGCAAAUCUUCGUCAUCUUCAACGACGACCAGAGCUAUCCGUAUUUCAUUAUCCAGUACGAAGAGGUGGCCAACACCGUCGCCAUCUGAGUCAACGUUCACGACGCGAUUCGGGUUUGCAGCGAACGUGAAUGCGGAUGUGGACGUCACAGACGGUACGGACCGUUAAUCCGGCAGCGUGUGCGUGCAUGUUUGAGGAACUGACUUCUUCCAGGCUUCCGUUCUGCACCGGCAUGUGUCCGAGGACGAGUCCGAUCCCGCUUUCGGUUCUACGACGCACAAGUGGAGGCUGUCGGGCUUUUUUUUUUUUUAAACAGACUUGAUGCCGACAUCAUCGAAGCAUUGACUAUUGUUUUGUUUUGUAAAGACUCCUCCCCCUGCCCCACCCACUCCACCUCCCCACCAUCCAUUUUCCUUCCAUACUUAAUUCGUUGUACAUACGCUUUCCUUGUUUAUAUUUGAACUGUGUGCCUUUUGUUCAUAAAAAUUAUUUAUGUUAGUUAACGUAACAAAUAAAGAUUGAAAGUGAA
Messenger RNA from Neoarius graeffei (lesser salmon catfish), 2720 nucleotides. RefSeq names its product TCDD-inducible poly(ADP-ribose) polymerase (gene tiparp). The record is from RefSeq and is a predicted model, not a curated record. Lineage: Eukaryota; Metazoa; Chordata; Actinopteri; Siluriformes; Ariidae. Gene Ontology annotation, molecular function: zinc ion binding; NAD+ poly-ADP-ribosyltransferase activity. The transcript has 6 exons. The coding region runs from base 406 to 2280 and encodes 624 amino acids.